Molecule: messenger RNA, 366 nt
Organism: Penicillium cinerascens
Lineage: Eukaryota; Fungi; Ascomycota; Eurotiomycetes; Eurotiales; Aspergillaceae
Exons: 3
Coding region: 1-366 (121 amino acids)
Cellular component (GO): nucleolus
Source: RefSeq, a predicted model, not a curated record
AUGGCGCCAGAUGAGUACUCCACUGGUGGGGGCGGUAAGCUCAAGCUCAAGGGCGGUAAAGUGAGCGAUGGGCGCGUGGAAAAGAAAAAGAAGAAGAGCCUGAAGAAGAAAGAAAAGGCCGAGCAGGAUCAACCACCCCGGGAAGAGCCAGAUGAGGGGACCAAGUCUCCACAGGAAGAUGCACCGGAGGGCUCUGCUGCGAAGACCGAGGCAGAGAGGAAAUAUGAAGAGAUAAGGCGGAAACGAUUGCAUGAGCGGCUCCAGAAGGAGGGUAUCAAGACGCACAAGGAGCGGGUCGAGGAGCUGAACAAGUAUCUCAGCCGGCUGAGUGAGCAUCACGACAUGCCUAAGAUCGGACCCGGCUAA